AUGUCUUGCUGCUGCUGCUCUUGCGUUGAUACCGGCUCGGUGGGUGUCAUUCAGAAGUUCGGUGAGUACCAGGGGGUCCAAGAGCCGGGAUGCAGUUGCAUUUGCUGGCCCAUCACCACCGUGGACCCCGUCUCUUUGGCUGUGAGGCAGCAGGAGUGCAGAUCAGAUUGCAAGACCAAAGACAACGUCACAGUCACCGUUGUCACAGCCUGUCAAUAUCGAGUUCAGAAGGACAUGAUCAAGGUGGCACAUUUUGACAUCGCUGAUCCCUUCAGUCAAAUUGCCGCAGAAGUGGAUAGCGUGCUUCGUUCCAGCAUGCCCACCAUGACGUUGGACGAAAGCUAUGAGGCCAAAGAAAAGAUGGUGAACGAGAUCUUGGCCUCGGUGAGGGAUGCCAUGGGAAAGUACGGCUACGACAUCAUCAACGUUUUGAUCACCGACAUCCGCCCCGAACGCUCCGUGAUGGACGCCAUGAAUGAGAUUAAUGCCUCCAGGCGACAGCGCGAGGCGGCCUUCGAGCGCGGCGAGGCGGAGAAGCUGCUGAAGAUCAAGGCCUCCGAGGCGGACGCCGAGGCCAAGCGCCUGGCGGGCGUGGGCAUGGCCAAUAUGCGCGCGGCCAUGGCGCAGGGCUUCCAGGACUCGAUGAAGUUCAUGAAGGACAGCGGUAUGUCAGAGAAGGAGGCGAUGCAUAUGAUGAUCAUGACGCAAUACUUGGAUACUUUGAAGGAGUUCGCCGGUUCGCACGGCUCCAUCGUGGUGCCGCACGGCCCGUCGGCCGUGGGCGAUUUGCAGGGCCAGAUCCGUGACGGCUUCCUGCAGGCGGCGUCCCAGCAGAAAAUGUCUGGUGGCAUCUUUGGUUGA
Molecule: messenger RNA, 861 nt
Organism: Cladocopium goreaui
Lineage: Eukaryota; Dinophyceae; Suessiales; Symbiodiniaceae
Source: the annotation of a GenBank genome assembly